AUGAUGACAAUAGAUGAAAAUGAAAUAUGUGCAAAAGUGCUUGUUCAUCUCAUUUCAAUGACUGUACAACUCAAAUAUCUUCGAAUUGAAAGAUUCGAAUGGCUUUUACAUGUUAUUCAAUACACAUCCAAUGAAUUAAGAAUAAAUGCAUUAAGUACUGUACGACAUGCUGAAUUCUGUCUUCCGAGUUGUCAUAACGGUUAUGAAACAAUUCAUAUUGGCAAACGUCUGGUACCUUUUAUUACUCAACAUGUGGUCAUCUUUGAACAAGAUCUUUGUCAAUUGAUCGACAAAUUAAAAGGUUUUACUUUUCUUGAUAUUUAUGGUAAAAUUCAUUACAAAAAAGUGAAACCUUAUCGUUUAAUGGUUCAAGCUCGUUUUCCACAUAGUCGAGUAGAUGUCGAAAUAUCAAGAUUUCGUCUAUGGCUUUAA
This is a messenger RNA of Rotaria sp. Silwood1, 432 nucleotides long. NCBI's taxonomy places the organism in Eukaryota, Metazoa, Rotifera, Eurotatoria, Philodinida, Philodinidae. The record is from the annotation of a GenBank genome assembly.